GCGUAGCGUCCCGCUUUGACCAUAGAGCUGGGCCUCCGGGCGUAUAGACCGGCCGCCCUCCUGAGGCCGUUUGGGCUUGAAGCGGCGGUCACAGAGAACCGGAAGUGCGGGUAGAGCGUCUCAGCCCGGCAGCUAUGGCGUCUCGAGGUGGGCCCCGUGCUGCCGGCACUGAUGGCAGCGACUACCGGCACCGGGAGCGCGUGGCUUCGCACUACCAGAUGAGCGUGGCCCUGAAGUCAGAGAUCAAGAAACUGACCUACGUGCACGUGGGGCUGUGGCUGCUGCUGCUGGCACAGAUGUGUGUGGGGCACCUCAAGCUGCUGCCCCACGAUCGUGUGGCCAUGCCCUACCAGUGGGAGUACCCCUACCUGCUCAGCAUCCUGCCCUCACUGCUGGGCCUGCUCUCCUUCCCCCGCAACAACAUCAGCUACCUGGUGCUGUCCAUGAUCAGUGCCGGGCUCUUCUCUGUGGCGCCGCUCAUCUACGGGGCCAUGGAGAUGUUCCCUAUGGCUCAGCAGCUCUAUCGGCACGGCAAGGCGUACCGCUUCAUCUUCGGCUUCUCUGCCGUCUCCGUCAUGUACCUGGUGGUGGUGGUGGCCGCCCAGGUGCACGGCUGGCAGCUCUACUACAGCAAGAAGCUUCUGGACUCGUGGUUCACCAGCACGCAGGAGAAGAAGAAGAAAUGAGGGGGGUUGGGUAGAGGCUCUGUGUGCCACGCGUGGAGCGUUUGGGGGCUGCUGGUGGUGCUGCAGGGCGGCUGCUGCGGGUACGGAGGUCUUCGGGGCUGAGCCCGGUGCUGGGACUGCGAUCGCGUGUCACCGUACGGAAAUAAAGCCCCUCCCGUGCUUUCCCA
Messenger RNA from Tympanuchus pallidicinctus (lesser prairie-chicken), 853 nucleotides. RefSeq names its product jagunal homolog 1 (gene JAGN1). Bases 135 to 686 code for a protein of 183 amino acids. The transcript is spliced from 3 exons. The record is from RefSeq and is a predicted model, not a curated record. Gene Ontology annotation, cellular component: endoplasmic reticulum membrane. Gene Ontology annotation, biological process: endoplasmic reticulum organization; vesicle-mediated transport; granulocyte colony-stimulating factor signaling pathway. Lineage: Eukaryota; Metazoa; Chordata; Aves; Galliformes; Phasianidae.